Messenger RNA from Amoebophrya sp. A25, 300 nucleotides. Lineage: Eukaryota; Dinophyceae; Syndiniales; Amoebophryaceae. The record is from the annotation of a GenBank genome assembly.
AAGCUGCGCGAAGGCAGACAGCGCAGACAUACUACCAAUACAAGCGUCCUGGCACGUUGGCUUUUCUAGAGUCAGUUUCUGCGGAAAAAUACGUUGGAUUGCGGCAAACUUGGCACGGGUUCCACGGAUUAUGGUCUCCGGAGCAUGUGGGUGCGUCGAGUCUCCUCGACCCUCAACUAGAAAAACAGGCAAUGUGUAAGUACGGACGGCCAAGAAAUGCAGCUCCUGGUGUCGCGUCAAAACAUCUUUCAGGAGAAAGAAGAAAAAGAAAAACCGGAGUGAAAUCUAAUGACGGUCGUG